AAGCAGGGCAAGGCCGGUCUUCAAAUGAAGAGUCCGGAGAAGAAACGUCGCAAGUCCAACACGCAGGGCCCCUCCUAUUCCCACCUCUCGGAGUUUGCCCCCCCUCCCACCCCGAUGGUGGAUCACCUGGUGGCCUCCAACCCCUUUGAAGAUGACUUUGCCAUCCCCAAGGUUGGCUCUUCCUCCGCGCCCUUCCUCGGCAACCCCGGCCCCUUCGGGAACUUCCGCAUGCAAGGAGCGAUGGGCCCCCAGGUCCCACCCAGCUAUGGUGGGGGGCCCCAGCCCAUGCGGAGGCAGCCGCCCCCCUUUGGACCGAACCAGAUGGGCCCGGCGUUCAACAUGCCCCCCCAGAAUCCCGGCUACGUGCAACCCGGCGGGAUGGGCUUUGCCGGGCAGCCGUUCGGCCAGCCACUGGGACAGAACUUCAGCCCCCCCAGUGGACAGCUCAUGCAGGGCCCCAUGGGGGGCUUCGGCCCCAUGAUGUCACCAACCAUGGGGCAGCCCCCACGCGGAGGAGACAUGGGCUCUGGGCCAGCCCUCAACCCUCCAGGGGGGCCGCCCAUGGCCCAGCGAUUCAGCCAGCCCGCCAACCUCUUUGGACAGUCCCCCCUGCAGCGACCCAACCCCAAUCUUGCCAGCCUGCCCCCCAACCCCAGCCCCUUCCCGGGGCCCGAUCCCGGCUUCCCCCCCUCUGCCGAAGACAGCGGGGCCGGCAAGCCCCCCCUCCACCCGCCUCCCAACAGCUUCAACCAGGAACAGCACACCGGCUCGCCGGCGGCCGUCAACGGCACCCAGCCCGCCUUCCCACCCAACAACACCGGUCACAGCGGCCCCACCGGCACCUCGGAAGGCAACCCCUUACCUCCCUCCAGCAAGGCAGCUGGCAACUCCGGGCACCAGCCCCCGCCCGGCCUGGUCUACCCCUGCGGGGCUUGUCGUAGCGAAGUGAACGACGACCAAGACGCCAUCCUGUGCGAGGCUUCGUGUCAGAAGUGGUUCCACCGGGAGUGCACGGGCAUGACGGAGAACGCCUACGGGCUGCUGACCACCGAGGCCUCGGCCGUUUGGGCCUGCGACUUCUGCCUGAAGACCAAGGAGAUCCAGUCGGUCUACAUCCGGGAGAGCAUGGGGCAGCUGGUGGCCGCCAACGACGGCUGA
Molecule: messenger RNA, 1158 nt
Organism: Protobothrops mucrosquamatus (brown spotted pit viper)
Lineage: Eukaryota; Metazoa; Chordata; Lepidosauria; Squamata; Viperidae
Gene: PYGO2
Product: pygopus family PHD finger 2
Exons: 3
Coding region: 25-1158 (377 amino acids)
Biological process (GO): spermatid nucleus differentiation; kidney development
Source: RefSeq, a predicted model, not a curated record